AUGGCUGCGGCCAUCGCCAGCGGUCUGAUCCGCCAGAAGCGUCAAGCGCGCGACUUGCAGCACUGGGACCGGCCCUCGGCCAACAGGAGGCGCAACAGCCCCAGCAAGAACCGCGGGAUUUGCAAUGGCAACCUGGUGGAUAUCUUCUCCAAGGUCCGCAUCUUUGGGCUCAAGAAGAGGAGGUUGCGGCGCCAAGAUCCCCAGCUCAAGGGCAUAGUGACCAGGUUAUAUUGCAGGCAAGGCUACUACUUGCAAAUGCACCCAGAUGGAAGUCUCGAUGGAACCAAGGAUGACAGCACUAAUUCUACAUUGUUCAACCUCAUACCAGUGGGACUUCGAGUUGUUGCUAUCCAGGGUGUAAAAACAGGCUUGUAUAUAGCCCUAAAUGGAGAAGGAUUCCUUUAUACAUCAGAACUUUUUACGCCGGAAUGUAAGUUUAAGGUUUUUGAAAACUAUUAUGUAAUCUACUCGUCGAUGCUGUACAGACAGCAGGAAUCGGGUAGGGCCUGGUUCUUGGGACUCAACAAAGAAGGGCAAGUUAUGAAAGGCAAUAGAGUGAAGAAAACAAAACCAGCAGCUCAUUUUCUACCGAAGCCAUUGGAAGUUGCCAUGUAUCGAGAACCCUCUCUACAUGAUGUUGGGGAAACAGUGCCAAAGGCUGGGGUGACGCCAAGUAAAAGCACAAGUGCAUCGGCAAUAAUGAAUGGUGGAAAACCAGUGAACAAGAGUAAGACCACAUAG
Thamnophis elegans (Western terrestrial garter snake) is the source of this 741-nucleotide messenger RNA. RefSeq names its product fibroblast growth factor 14 (gene FGF14). The record is from RefSeq and is a predicted model, not a curated record. Lineage: Eukaryota; Metazoa; Chordata; Lepidosauria; Squamata; Natricidae. Gene Ontology annotation, biological process: fibroblast growth factor receptor signaling pathway; positive regulation of gene expression; cell differentiation. Gene Ontology annotation, cellular component: cytoplasm. Gene Ontology annotation, molecular function: fibroblast growth factor receptor binding; growth factor activity.